CAGUUUCCAUCGCUUGGCUUGUUUCACCGUUAAAAGCUGUUGUUGGAUUUUAUCGAGAUCUUUGGUCCUUARUGUUCUUUCUUUGACUCAAAAAUCAAUGUUUGUCACUCAAACUACAUCACUGAAUAUUGUAAGAGUCAUUAUUCUUGUUUUUUUUUAUAAAAGCGAAGAAAAUCCAAAGUUGCGAUGAACAACAUGGCGGACACGGAAUAUGUUGACGACGAAGUAAUUUCAAUUUUAAUGUGAAAAGGCUUAAAAUUGUAUUUACACUCUUCAAUUUAACCGAAAAACGUUUGAAAAGAYUUAAAAUGUGCUCACAAGCAAAAGGGCGUCCAUCCAACCACUCAGCCGAGCGUCGGAUGAUUGUCAUGGGCACCCGUCGAGUACUUUAAAAACAAAAUGUUCAAUGGAAAGGAUUCCAGAGAYCUAAAUGAGCAAAUAGAGAGACUUGUCCAAGAGAAUAAGGCCCUUGCUUUAAGAGUUCAAGGAGUUGAAGUUUUAGGAAAAGUUCUGCAAGACUCUCAAGAUGAAAAUUCAAAACUUCGUCAAGACGUCACAGAUCUCAAGAGAGAACUAUCCCAAUCAGGUGUUGAUGUUUCACAGAUGUCACUCAGAACAACACCAAGUCUUCAAGACACCAGGUGCUUUUUGUCCCAGAAAAARGAUAAUUCUCUGACUUUGUCUGSUGAAGGAUCUUUUGAAGCAUUUGAAAUGGUCCCACAUGGAUCUAAUCUUACAAGCAACCAUGGCUCRGCAUUUGAAGAGAAUCUGAAAAGUCCUGGAACACCUGGUUUUGAGUUCCAUGUCAAGGAUCUACUUAAUGGAGUAAAGAUCAUCAAGGAACACACGGAAUACCUACUGUUGCAAGCCCAGCAAAUGCGCUCUAUUGUACCGACCAUCAGAAACCCACAAGAAAAACUUAAACUUACACAGAAAAUUGCGUCAUUAUGUGAGAAACUUGAGAAACGAGCCCAAGAUGUCAAUACAAGAGAGAAGCURCUGCAAGGACUUGUCAGUCAACAGGAACAACUCAAAGAGAAAGUCCAUCAGAUGGAGAAUGAACAAGUCUCACAAGAGAAGGUGAUGAAUGACUUGAAGCUUGAGCUGGAAGAUUAUACUGAAGAACUACAACAAAUCCAAGAUGAAAUCAAUGUAUUUGGUGAUGCAGAAAUUGUGAAUAARGAAGACAUUUCCCUUCGAAGCAUGUCCUCUCAAUCWACCUCAGUCAGCACUGCCAGCAGCCAUUCAUCGUCACACCCAACCAAGAAGGAAGAUCAAGCAAAAUUGGACUCYGAAGUUACUGUAACCACRCCGUCAUGUGAAAGGUGUUUUGAGCUGAUUAAACAACUGAAUCAGGCUGUAAAACAAAAAAAGGAAGCAGAACGACAGAAAGAAGAGAUUUUGGAUGUCAACCAUGCUUGGGAUACCCAAUACAAGAAACUGAAARCCGAAACAUCCAAGGAAAUCAAAGAACUCAAGCAGCAAGUAGAGUUUUACARAACUUCUGACARUCAAAGAAAAUAUGAAGCCGUUAGAAACUCGUAUAAAAAAGUGAUUGAUGAUGAAAGAACGAUGAAAGAGAAAGCGAUGGAGGACAAGAGGAGAAAUGAUGAGAAAGUGAAAGAACUUGAGGAAGAAAUUAGAAAGCUGUCGUUGCAGAUMAGAGAACAACAAAUUCAGCCAAGAGCUUCAACCAUGUUGUAUGGCCUCCAGAACUCGCCGCUAAGCAGCCUUGCCGCUCAAGCAGGAGAAUCUUCAGACUUAGUUAAAGAGGUCGAGGUCCUCAAACAGCAAUUACGCAUUUAUGCCGAUGACUUCAAGUGUGAACGAGAGGAUCGUGAAAGGAUGCAGGGAGAGAAAGAGAAAUUGGAGACAGAAUUGAAAGAAUCGAAAGAGAGAAUCGUWGUUUUGGAGGAACAGCUUAAUGUGUACAAGGAAGACUUCAGGAAAGAAACUCAAGAGAAAGAUCGACUUCGUCGACAAUUGUUGACAAACAGAGAGGUACCGGAGCCUGAAAAUCGAUACACCGAGAUGACAAGAAAGGUACAAGCAGUUGCAGAGAGGCAAGCAAAGCUGCGCGCUCUCCGCGAUGAGUAUGAUAGAGAAGAGAGACUUCUCUUGCAGGACCAGCAAAACUUACAGCAGCGUCCUCGCAUCAUGGCCAGGCAUCCUGAAUCGCAAAUUGGUUAUUCUCAGCUUUACACUCCAGACAGAUAUCAAAGUCGUCGAUACGAGCCRCCACUGCGACCAAGAGGAGCCCGUCCAUCGGAUGAGAUGUUUUAUGGAGGUGAUGUACAAGCGGACAUGAGGGAGGUUGGGAGAGAAGUCCCUGACAGUAGUACGAACCGACAGGAUGACUUAACGUGUCCGCGUUGCUACCGUUCCUUCCCACUACACGAUGACGACGCCUACACUAAUCACAUUGAUAGAUGYAUWGAGUAGUAAGGGCCCCUCCACACUUUGAUGUGUCUUCAUAGCGUUUAAGAACAGCAGCAGAACGUUAUGGAAGCACAUAAGUGUGGAUGGGGCCUAACAAAAAGCACAGUGCAAAAGAUAAAUGCUUGUUUAAGCAAAGGCAUGAUAWUCACCUUUUGAAAGACUUAACAAUAGUCUAACCAUAAUUUACUAUAGUUAAUGACAUCCCAGAUGGCUUGUUUGAUGGUAUGCCUAAUUGUAAAAAAAUGGCUAUUGAAUUGUGAAAAAAAGGGAAAAACUAUUGAAAGGGAUUUCAGAUAUUUAGUAUAGCUUUAAUCUUUAAACGUGUUUUGACACACUUGGGUAAGUUUGGUUAACUCUGCCAGAUAAUCAUUGGUACGCAGAAUAUGAUUUAAGGCAUUGGAUUACUAUAUUGAUAUAUUCUCAUGCACAUUGAAUAGUUUUUUUUUUCCAUAUUUCUUUAUUUUCAUUCUCUAACACUGCAUGAAUAUGAAGUAUUCGCGUGCUUCUCUGAAGUUGUUUAAACGCCGAUUUAGACGGYACAACUUUUCAUGCAAGCUUGUAAGCUCUGUUUAAUGUUUGUAGAUUUGUGUACUGUCAUUGUUUGGUGACUUUUUGCUGUUUGUGAUAUUAUUACAUAGUGUAUCUGAUAUGCAAUAAAACAAAUCACUUUACAAAAUAA
Exaiptasia diaphana is the source of this 3118-nucleotide messenger RNA. RefSeq names its product TNFAIP3-interacting protein 1. The transcript is spliced from 14 exons. The coding region runs from base 400 to 2442 and encodes 680 amino acids. Lineage: Eukaryota; Metazoa; Cnidaria; Anthozoa; Actiniaria; Aiptasiidae. Gene Ontology annotation, biological process: cellular response to lipopolysaccharide; regulation of transcription by RNA polymerase II. The record is from RefSeq and is a predicted model, not a curated record.